UUUUAGCUAGAGGUUUCCCUCGGUGGAAAAUCGUCGAAAACCGCGAUAUUCGGUUCUUUCUCGUGUGUUGUUAUAACAUAAUUCGGGCGGGCAGUGGUAAAAAUUCUACCAUGGCCGAAGAGGGCCCACAAAUCAAACCCGUGCAGGGUGUUGCCUACACAACCAUCAUCGGACUAUGCCUUGGAGGUCUCGUUUUCGGACUAAUGAUGCUAGCUGUUACGUGGUACUGCUACAAACGAAGAGUGCAGAAUUCGGGUAAACGACAUGGACCAGAUCAGCCCUUAGCUUUCCAUACCCACAGAAGACCUACAGCUGUUAAGAGUCCAGCUGGAUCUGCCGGUGGAACGCACUAUUUGAAGAAGAGUCCCAGUCCAACUGGACCAUCGAAGACACCACCUGGAAUGUCCACACCGCAUACUCCAAGUCCUACUGGAAGUGUAGUAGGCCCUUUGGAGAGCGGUGUAAUCAACAAUCCCCACCAAAUGGAGUCUAAGCCAGUGCAUGAACCAAUAGUGAAGAAUGACGUAGCUACUGUCUACACUGAGAACGAGAAAGUGCAGCAACCAACCAAGGAAGAGAUCGAAGUGAACGAGAAGAACUUGCAGCAGAAUGCAGCGUAUUUGGGACAGCUGAUUUUUAAAUUGAGAUAUAAAACCGACAAAAACGCCCUAAUAGUCUCGGUUGUUCGCUGUCGCGAUUUGCCGGCUAAGGAUAGCAGUUUGGGUUCGAGCGAUCCCUACGUCAAGCUCCAGCUUCUUCCCGAUAAGCAGCAUAAAGUGAAAACCCGCGUGCUAAGGAACACAAGAAACCCCGUUUAUGACGAAGAUUUCACUUUUUAUGGCAUAGCGUUUAACCAGCUACAGAAUAUAACACUUCACUUUGUGAUACUUAGUUUUGACAGAUAUAGCCGAGAUGAUAUUAUUGGAGAAGUAUUUUGUGCACUGAAUACAGUGGAUAUUGCACAGAUUGAAACCCAACAGAUGGCAGUAUGCAGGGAGAUUCAGCCAAGGAGUCUAAAGAUUCGUUCUCAAGGACGAGGCGAUAUUUUGGUAUCGCUAUGUUGGCAACCUGCUGCGAACAGACUGACAGUUGUGGUGUUAAAAGCUCGGAAUCUUCCCAAGAUGGAUGUGACAGGCCUUGCAGAUCCCUAUGUAAAAAUAUAUCUUUUAUACAAUGGCCAACGAAUUGCCAAAAAGAAGACACACGUCAAGAAAAGAACUCUUAGUCCGGUUUUCAAUGAAAGUUUUGUAUUCGAUAUUCCACAAGCUGGAGAAGGUUUGGAGGGAGUUAGUCUAGAGUUCUUACUUUUAGAUUGGGACCGAGUAACCAAAAAUGAGGUUAUAGGAAGGUUGGACUUGGGAGGUUCAAAAUGCACAGGCUCCGCUCUACACCAUUGGAACGAAGUCUGCAAUUCACCGCGUAGGCAAAUAGCUGAAUGGCACAAACUCAGAGAAUAAAAUUCUACAUCAGAUUUCCAUUAAAAAUAUACCUUUAACUGUUAACUCAUAACUUAAAAAAUUCAAAUCAACUUCACAUCUGUGUAUCCAUCAACUUAGCCUCGAAUACGCUUUCAAUUUUUUUAGGACACAUACCUUAGAUCACAUAUCUUGGUUGUCUGAUUCUAAACUUGAUUCAACACUUACUGAAGUAAAAAAUUAUAAUUAUAUAGAAUAUUUUGACAACUUAGCUCCUUAGGGGACUAACAAUAAGUAAAGAAAUGUAAUGAAGUAGGUACAUGGCAGACUUGAGAAAUAAUCAUUACAAUACAGAUUAUAUACAAAUUGGAUAAAAUAUAUUCUAAAAAGUGCGAAGAUUGAAAUCUGAAUGAGUUACAGUAUGAGUUUGGCACAUAGAAAUUCAAACUAGAAAAAAAAUUCAAGAGAAACUGCAAAUAGAAAAACUAGUUCAAACACCAACAGGAGACAUUUCAAAGAUAGAAGAAGCUAUUAUGAAAGGGAUAAGGAAACUUAUAGAAUCUUUGCAGAAUUCAGAUUUUAAAAGAUUGUUGGCC
This is a messenger RNA of Diabrotica balteata, 2011 nucleotides long. The record is from the annotation of a GenBank genome assembly. NCBI's taxonomy places the organism in Eukaryota, Metazoa, Arthropoda, Insecta, Coleoptera, Chrysomelidae.